Molecule: messenger RNA, 1206 nt
Organism: Vespa velutina
Lineage: Eukaryota; Metazoa; Arthropoda; Insecta; Hymenoptera; Vespidae
Exons: 9
Coding region: 1-1206 (401 amino acids)
Biological process (GO): detection of chemical stimulus involved in sensory perception of smell; sensory perception of smell
Cellular component (GO): plasma membrane
Molecular function (GO): olfactory receptor activity; odorant binding
Source: RefSeq, a predicted model, not a curated record
AUGGACGGAAGUAUGAUUUUCAAGGAGGAAGAUUUUGUCAAUAACGAGUAUUACGUUUACAAUCGUCUAUUAUUUAGACUCCUUGGAUUAUGGGAAUAUCAGACGUCGUAUACAAAAUUGAUUUAUGUUUGUUAUAUCAAUAUUAGUAUAAUUAUUGGAUUAUCUGAAGAGAUUUAUAUAUUAUUCACAUUAGAAAGAAAAAUAGCAUCAUACGCUAAAUUAUUGGAAAUUAUUUUGCCUUCUUUAUGCCACGGAUCUUGUUAUUAUAAUCUGCUAAGGAAUGGUGUAAUUAUGAAGAAUAUUCUUUAUCGUAUCAAAUGUGACUGGAAUCACGUAACGAAUCAAACGGAAUUGAAGAUACUGAAAAACAAUGCUCACUUAAGCAAAAAGUUGACGAUUGUAAUAGCAAUUUGCUACUAUCUGUAUAUUGCAUUUUUGAUGAUUCCGUCUUGCUUAAGUAACAUUCAAUACUUUUUUGGCGCAAUAAAUAAAACAGAAUUGAUGUUACCAGUGCGUUUUGAAUUUUAUAUGAAAAGUCAAAUACACUAUUAUUUUCAACUUUCUCUUCAAUACCAAAAUAUAAUAAUCUUUUGCACAGUGGGAGUUGCAUACUAUUCCAUGUUCGUAGCAAUGAUACAGCAUGCUUGUGCACUGUUUAACAUCGUUGAAUUCAGAAUAAAUGAAAGAUUUAAAAGAGAACCAAAUUAUUUCUGUUAUGCCAAUAGUAACGCCGAAUUUGCCAAGGAAAAGGAGUGGCUGGUCGAUAUUAUAAUUUUUCAUAAUAACGCAAAUCAAUUUGUUAAUUUGAUUAAACUGUUUUACGAGAAGACGAAUCUGUUAGAGAUGUUAUUUUUGUCGAUUUUUAUCAUGUUAGAUUAUUUUCAUAUGUUUCAAAUACUUUCUUUUAACAUAAGUAAAACUGAAGGAUUAAGAAAUAUUUGUUAUAUUGUCGUAUCUCUGAUCGUAGUAUAUACAUAUUUUUUUUUCGGACAAAAAUUGAUAGACCACAACAAGAACGUAUUUGUAACACUCUGUCAAGUUCCGUUUUAUUUGUUAUCAUUGAAAACACAGAAAAUGCUACUUUUUUUGACAAUGAAGAGCAUGAGGGUAUGCAAUUUUUCCGUGCAGGGUGUAAAUGAUGUAUCUUACGAUAUGUUUGCCUCGGUAAUUGAUUUUGAAGACUUAAAUAUAUGUCAAAAACACUAA